AUGCCCAAGCUCCGCGUCCUAAUCUCCACCUCCGCGGCAUACCCCCCCGCGACGCUCUGCCCCGUGAACGGCGGCCCCGUGCGCGUGCGCACGCCGAAUUUCGACGGCGAAAUCAGCGUCUUCAUCAAAGGUUUCGAGGGCGAAGGCGCGGCCGGCGACGGCCACGAGUUCUUCGACCACCGCCCGGGGCUGACGUACGCAAUGGUCGUGCGCGGCAAAUACCUCGACGGCGUGAAUGGCGACGACCUGGUUUUCGGGAACGUGUUCGAGCGGCCCAUCCGCGACAGUUUGCCGUGGGGAACGAGUAUUGCGACAAAAUUCAUGUAG
Molecule: messenger RNA, 327 nt
Organism: Cutaneotrichosporon oleaginosum
Lineage: Eukaryota; Fungi; Basidiomycota; Tremellomycetes; Trichosporonales; Trichosporonaceae
Source: RefSeq, a predicted model, not a curated record